Molecule: messenger RNA, 954 nt
Organism: Trypanosoma theileri
Lineage: Eukaryota; Euglenozoa; Kinetoplastea; Trypanosomatida; Trypanosomatidae
Exons: 1
Coding region: 1-954 (317 amino acids)
Source: RefSeq, a predicted model, not a curated record
AUGGGGCCCAAGCGAAAACCGGGUGGUAAACAGAAACGCCGUAGUGAAAAAGCCACAACUGCCACUGAUGCUGUUAACGAACCCACCACAACUACGACAACAACAAAAGGAAGAGGAAGAAGAGAAGAAAUGGAAAGAGAAGAAGAAGAAGAGGAUAACUGGCUUCAUCGCACACCGGCAUCAACACCCCAGCGACCGCAGCGCAGCUCUCAAGGCCGUUCCUCCAUCACUCCGCCACCACGACUGUCAAGAACAGCAGUGGGGGCUCAGGAAUUAAAGCACACCCCUCGUUUUGCCCAAAAACGUAGUCGCAGCCAUGAUUCGACUGAGAAUGAUAGUAAUAAUAGUAAUAAUAAUAAUAAUAAUAAUAAUAGUAGUAGUAGGAGUAGUAGUGGGAGUCAUCAUCAUGAUGAUAAUAAUAAUAAUAAUCCACACUCUGAAGAAGAAGAAGAGGAAGAAAUGCAGGCGUGGAAUACGCGGCGCACAACGACGGGUGAUAGUCGCCGCAGUGGCAGCAGUCUGGGAAUGAAGGAACGGCACAGUAGUGCUCUUUUGCAUGGAGAAGAGGGAUUCUUUCAUGAUCUUCGAUCUAUGCAUCCAUUGCGAGUACGUAUUGGUGUUUGUCCACUGCCAGGAAGUAAUCACAAUCACAACAACAAUGACAAUGAGGACAACAAGCAUAACAACAGCUUUGGUAUGUUUUCCACAUCUACACGAACUUCAGGAGAUACAAGAAGAACAACAAUGUCAACCAUAUCAUCAAUACCAACUACAUCGGAUACCACAACAGCCUUGCUGCUGGCACCACGUAAGUUCUUUACUUUACCUGAAGAUAAAGGAGGUUCUGAUGUUGUUGGAUGGGCUGCGGCCUUUUCUUCUGUUUCGUUAGAUUUACCGAGUGAAGGUGUAUACAAUAAGGCUUCUGUCUCUGUGACAGUGAUGCUUCCACCAUAG